Didymodactylos carnosus is the source of this 930-nucleotide messenger RNA. The record is from the annotation of a GenBank genome assembly. Lineage: Eukaryota; Metazoa; Rotifera; Eurotatoria; Philodinida; Philodinidae.
UUGUACAGAAAGUUGGAAACUGUAAAAAUAUGUACAGCUGAUGCUCAAUAUAACCGGAUUAAUCCAACAACUCAAGUUUUUCUUACAGCAUCUUGUACAGAUGAUUGUACUAAUGCCAUUCAUACAACCAUAUCGUGGAGUGUAUAUUAUGGAUUUAUCGAUUUUCCAAAUAGUGAUGUCACAUACGAAUUGUUAGAAAAUAUGGCAGAGUAUCAAGGAUCUUGGUUUUUUGGUUCAGACACGCCGAGUUUUACUGCCACAACUGAUUUAUUUAUAAACAAUCCAUCAAUUGAAUAUUGGCGAUUUCAAGCAACGUAUAUUGUUAGUAACGGUAGCAGUACAGCAAACGGUACAGGUAUGAUUCGUUUUCAAAUUAAUAAACCACCACAAAAUGGAACAUGUAUGGUUGAUACACGAAACGGUACUACAAGUACAUUAUUCACAUUAAAAUGUUUAAAUUGGAUCGAUGAAGAUGGAAUACAAGACUACAGUUUCUACAUGUGGACAACGGAUAACACUACGCAACAAAUUAUUGGUUUUACAGAGACCACAACUAUAGAAGCUUAUUUACCGUUAGGCGAUCCAAAUCUAAACUAUACAUUGAAUAUUGUGGCUCAAAUACGAGAUCUAUACGGUGGUAUAACACAGUAUCAAAUAAAAUCAAUACAGGUUGUUCCAGAUUCUCCUACAUUAUUGACUUUUAUGUCCGCGAUUGAAAAUGUUCAGAAUCGUGGAAGAACUAAUAUAACAUUGGAACAACUAUUGUUUGGUGGUGAUCAAAAUAUGAUCUGUCAAGUUUUGUUAUCGAUGUCUCAAAUGUUAAAUGCAAUGAGCAUGGCUGCUCAACAACUUGCGGUUACAGCAGGUAUUAUAACAAUUGUUGAAGUUUUCUUGCAUUUAAUUAUAACUACAUUGGAAAGCUACUACUAA